AUGAAUCUGAACUACACUUCUCCGGUCCCCCAGAUGCAGGCUCAAAGGUCAACAUCGUUCUUCAUUGAAGAUAUUUUACUACAUAAACCUAAACCUUUGCGAGAGGUGUUUCCUUCGCCCUUCUCAAACUCUCUUGCUUCCCGGAUGCCUCUUUUAGAAUAUGGAUAUCCUCUUAUGCCUACACCAAUAUUGGCUCCUCAUCCGCAUCAUCCACUACAUAAACCUGAACAUCAUCCGUACUUUUUCACCUCCGGAAUGCAGAUGCCGGCGUUAUUUCAGCAUCAUCCAGAGUUACCAGGGAAGCACUGCAGACGCAGAAAGGCCAGAACCGUGUUCUCAGACUCACAGUUAUCCGGACUCGAGAAAAGAUUCGAGAUCCAGAGGUAUCUUUCCACACCUGAGCGCGUGGAACUGGCAACGGCGCUCAGUCUAUCGGAAACACAGGUAAAGACGUGGUUUCAAAACCGGAGGAUGAAGCACAAAAAACAGCUAAGGAAAACACAAGACGACCAGAAAAAUCCAAACGAUGUAGACCGAUCGCUGGAGAACACGAGCGAGAGCGAAACGCACGAGAAAAGUACAGAAGACGGUAAAAACGGCAUGAGUCCGGACAGAUACACGCUGGAUGAAAAUGAAGAUGAUGUCGAUAUUGAGGAUGACAUUUGCUCCCCUGGACAUUUACUCUAG
Myxocyprinus asiaticus (Chinese sucker) is the source of this 687-nucleotide messenger RNA. RefSeq names its product brain-specific homeobox protein homolog. Gene Ontology annotation, molecular function: DNA binding; DNA-binding transcription factor activity, RNA polymerase II-specific. The transcript is spliced from 3 exons. Bases 1 to 687 code for a protein of 228 amino acids. Gene Ontology annotation, biological process: regulation of DNA-templated transcription. The record is from RefSeq and is a predicted model, not a curated record. Lineage: Eukaryota; Metazoa; Chordata; Actinopteri; Cypriniformes; Catostomidae.